CAACUGGUCUGUCUGUGGGUUGUAGUCUGUAGGUUGUCUGUAGUGUCUGUAGUCGUGAUGUCUCUGAGUUCUGUCCACGGGACUCUGUCCAGCCUGAAGUCCUUUCAGACAGACAUCGGAACCGGGAUGGACAUAGUGACUGAUGUAGCCAUGGACCUGGCUGAAGACCAGGAUGAAGAGGUGAACCCCGGCAUCAGAGAGAUGGAGGCCAUGAUUCUGGAGUGUGCCAAGCUGGACCGAGAGAUCAACUACUUUGUUGACAUUGUGCAACAAGUCACAACAGAGGCUGCCGCCCAGCCGCCAGAGGCCAUGUUCAGCCUGUCUGCCAAAGUGAAGGAGCGCUUCACCGAGGCCAUAUCCCGGCUCUCUGACGCCGAACUGCAGAAUCACCAGAAAGUAGUGGCCUUCAAGGACAGCGUCAAGAACUCUCUCAACCCAGCCAACCAAGAGUCAGCAGAGACCACGGAGGAGCUCGAUGAAGACAUCGCUGUUACACAGAGCCAAGUCAAGUUCACCUGCCCGCUCACACAGGUGGAGAUGGUGAACCCGAUGAAGAAUAAGAAGUGCAACCACCACUAUGAUGAAGCAGCCAUACUGGGCCUGAUCAAAACAAGACACAACCAGAAGAAGAAAUGCGGUAAGACCUGUCCUGUGGUGGGCUGGAACACAGAUGUGAAACAGUCCGACCUGAUUCCUGACCAGAUCCUGAGGAGGAAGAUCCAGAGCGAAAAGAGAAACAGCAACCGGACGUAGUACUUUUAUCUUUUUACAUUUUGAUUGGCAGAAUCAUUCAUCAUAAAAGGGUAACUAUUUGUAUUUUAAAGGCGCAGUGUGUAGGAUUUAGUGGUCUCUCUCUAGAGUCAUUGUUUGGUUUGUCCGUUCAGGGCUACUGUAGAAACAUGGAGGACUGUGAAGAGGACCCCGCCUCCCUAUGUAGAUAUGAAGGACUCAUUCUAAGCUAACAAAAACACAACCAUUCUUAGUUUCAGUGAUUAUACACAUAGUUAUGAAUAUUAUAUUCCAUUUUCUGCCUAUAAAUCCCCCUAAAUCUUACACACUGGCCGUUUAAGAAGGAGCAUGUUGUUGGCAGUAUUCUGAGACAGUCCUCGGUACUCAGUUGUAACCAGUUUGCUGCUGUUCAUGGAAAAUUUCCCAAUUUUCUAUUCAGAGAUUUGUACCUGAUGAAUAAUCUGCUGUCCGGUUGAUUUAGAGUUUAUUAAGUGAUGCCUGUUUGUAUGUCAGCUGGAGCAUUUUUUGUUCACUGACUUGUUGAAUGUGAAUAAAAGCUGCAGACCUUUUUCAUAAAUGAA
Molecule: messenger RNA, 1310 nt
Organism: Sebastes umbrosus (honeycomb rockfish)
Lineage: Eukaryota; Metazoa; Chordata; Actinopteri; Perciformes; Sebastidae
Gene: nsmce2
Product: NSE2 (MMS21) homolog, SMC5-SMC6 complex SUMO ligase
Biological process (GO): protein sumoylation; double-strand break repair via homologous recombination
Cellular component (GO): Smc5-Smc6 complex; nucleus
Molecular function (GO): zinc ion binding; SUMO ligase activity
Source: RefSeq, a predicted model, not a curated record